CUUAAAAAUUUAGUCCAAUUCUAGUAUGAGUGGGAGAGAGUAAAAAGAAGUAGAAAAAAGAGGGGAAAUCAUUAGCAAGUGGACGGUGGGGGGACGGCAUAGCAACAGUGCGUCGAUCGCUGGAAUAGGAUUUGUUUGAAGCAGAGAUGUGUUACGGCGGUCAACGAUUACCGUCGAAGGAGGCGUUAACCUCCCGAUCUCGAUCUGCCACAGCCGCGGCGAACGAGAACGCAGCAGUAUUAUACGACCUCCGGGACCGGCUGGCGGAGACGGAGGCUCGGCUGGAGCGAGCCAGGGCCAGAGAAGCCGACCUCAGCCAGAAACUCGAGGAGAUGAAGCGGUUCAUCUCCGUCAUGGAGAUCCUUGAGAAUUUCCUCAGGCGCCGAUACCUGGAGCGGCGUGACCAGUUCCUCCGCCUCUACUCCGCUACGCAUUGUCCGUGAAAUCUGGGUUGGAACUUCACACGAUGAUCUUCUGCUCUUUGGACAUUGUGUUCUGUCAGCCUUUCUCUGGAGAAAGGCUCAGGUGGAGAUCUUGGUGAAAUAUAUCGAACUUGGAGUAUGGAUAUAGAACGAAAUUUGACUUGAUGAACUUACGAAUCGUGAAAAACCACUUUGAGAUCAAAGUAAUUUCCGUUGUAUUCUAAAUUUCUUUAAUUGGUUAAAACAUAAGAAUGAGUAUGUGAUCUUCUACAUAUCAAAACUACCGCUAUGUAUCCAUAUUUAUAGAAGAAAUUCGACGAGACAUAUCUGUUCAGG
Messenger RNA from Cuscuta campestris, 758 nucleotides. Lineage: Eukaryota; Viridiplantae; Streptophyta; Magnoliopsida; Solanales; Convolvulaceae. The record is from the annotation of a GenBank genome assembly.